Molecule: messenger RNA, 4741 nt
Organism: Schistosoma haematobium
Lineage: Eukaryota; Metazoa; Platyhelminthes; Trematoda; Strigeidida; Schistosomatidae
Exons: 1
Coding region: 665-2215 (516 amino acids)
Source: RefSeq, a predicted model, not a curated record
GCUGUUUGUCUGUAGAAUACACUUUCUACAUCUUACCCAGACUUCUUGAUCGAGUUAGCAGAGUUGGGGACAACGAACCAGAAUAGCUAUCGAGUCGCUGAAUCAUUGAUCCUUCGUUCGUUCGAGUAAGACGCAUCAGUAAUCGCAUUCAAGCAAUAACGAAACAUAACAAAUUGGCGACGGUGGUUUUUCGAUUAUGGACCCUGCCAAACUUGAACUGUUAGUUGAGCAGCAGCUAAAAUUGAUGAAAUGUUAAUGGAGACCAAGGUUACGCCUCCCUUACAGCCAAGCACGUCUAGUUCAACCACGGCACCAUCAGUAGAUGGCAUCGCAAAUAGCAACUCCUCCUGCUCCUUGCUGGGAAUAUGGUGCAUGGCACUACGUUCGAAACUGCCCAUUUAAGCAACAUCGAUGAAAGAAGUGUAAGGUUAUCGGUCAUAAGGAUGGGUUUUGUCUGAGGAAGAAGACUCCAAGUCAAUCCAGAAAUACGAAAAAGACCCGUCCUAGAUCCCGCACCAGUUCAUUGAGCUUAGUAUCUUCGUGUCAAAGCUCAUCACCAAGUCAGAGAAAAUUUGUUACUGUUAACAUUAAUGGGCAUUCAUCUAAAUUGCAAAUAGAUACAGCAUCAGAUGUCACUAUCCUCUCUCGUAAGACUUGGAUCAAAAUGGGCGGCCCAAACUUGCAGCAUACAACGCAAAAGCCUCGUACUGCGUGUGGUAAUUACCUUCACCUGCUAGGAAAAAUGGAAUGUACAGUUACUUUCCGUGAUUUGGCAUUUGUUGGGGUAUGCUACAUAACGCCAGCUGAUCUAAAUUUGCUCGGGUUAGAUUGGUUUGAUCACUUAAAUUUAGCUGAUGUCCCGUUGAAUACCAUAUGCAACCUGGUAUCACAACCCCAACUGCGACAACAACCACAUGACUUCGAAUCAUAUACGAGGACCCUAAUGACGCAGUUUUCAACUAUUUUCCAACCUGGAUUGGGUCGCUGCUCUGUCAUGAAGGCAACACUUCGAUUGAAAACUGGGGCUAAGCCUGUUUUUCGCCCAAAGAGACCUGUCUCUUAUGCAACAUUACAAACAGUAGAUGAAGAAUUGAACCGCCUUCAACAACAAGGAGUUAUUACUCCCGUUUCCUACUCUGUAUGGGCAGCACCUAUCGUGGUUAUUAAGAAAGCCAAUGGCACGAUACGUAUAUGUGCUGACUUUUCAACAGGUCUCAAUGCAGCUCUGGAACAACAUCAUUAUCCCUUGCCUGUUUCCGCAGACCUAUUUACCAUGCUGAAUGGGGGAAGAUUUUUCGCUAAGCUGAAUCUAGCUGAUGCUUAUUUGCAAGUGGAAGUAGACGAAGCAUCAAGAGAGCUGUUAACUAUCAAUACUCAUCGUGGUUUGUUCCAGUAUAACCGUCUACCUUUCGGAGUCAAAACUGCACCAUCUAUUUUCCAACAACUAAUGGAUACCAUCCUAUCAGGUAUCUCGGGAGUCGCGGCUUAUUUGGAUGACAUUUUAAUUGUAGCAACGACAUUAGAACAGCUACGAGAACGCACGACAUUGGUACUGCAACGCAUCAGUGACAACGGGUUCCGGUUACGCCCAGAGAAAUGCCAGUUUUAUUUGCAGUCGGUAAAAUACUUGGGGUUCAUUUUCGAUGCCGACGGCCGCAGGCCGGAUCCUGAGAAUAUCCGAGCUAUCAAACUGAUGCCCACUCCCACUAAUGUCUCGGCACUACGUUCCUUCCUGGGACUUGUCAGCUAUUACUCAGCGUUCGUUCCAUCGAUGCAUGAUAUUCGCGCUCCACUCAAUAGCUUAUUGCAGAAGAACAGCUCUUGGAACUGGACUAAACAGUGUGACACUGCCUUUUGUAAACUGAAGUCCAUUAUUAUUUGUUCUGAAUUGCUGUUGACACACUACGAUCCAGCCAUGCCGAUCAUCGUAGCUGCAGACGCUUCAGCGAAUGGCCUAGGCGCUGUUAUCUCCCAUCAGUUUCCGGAUGCGUCGGAAAAAGCCAUUAUGCAUGCAGCCCGUACACUAACCCCAGCAGAAAAAAAGUGCAGCCAGAUAGAAAAAGAAGCGCUUGCACUUGUGUUUGCUGUGCGCCGUUUCCACAAGUUCCUGUACGGUCGGAGAUUCACGCUUCUCACAGAUCACAAGCCUUUACUCGCAAUAUUCGGGUCGAAAUCUGGCAUUCCAGCUCAUUCAGCAAAUCGUCUUCAGAGAUGAGCUUUAGCACUCUUGGGGUAUGAUUUCGAGAUCCAGUACCGACGCACCCAACAAUUCGGUCAGGCGGAUGCCUUAUCACGACUCACUAGUGACCAGUUGGAGGCUGAGGAAGACACGGUAAUUGCAUCUCUGCUAGCGGAAGACCACACCGAAUGUUAUCUGACGACCGCAAUACGAACUUUGCCGGUAUCUGCAACGGACAUACAAAAUGCUUCUAAGAGCGACCCCAUCAUCAAGAGAACUAUGAGCUAUGUCACCAACGGUUGGCCGACUAAGAAGUUUGAUGGUGAUAUAAAACAGCUGUAUCGGCGGUGGGAUUCUCUAUGCAUUGUGAACGACUGCUUGAUGUUCGAAGAGAGAGUGGUUGUGCCAGAGUCCCUUCGUGCAAAAGUACUGAAACAGUUCCACCUUGGUCAUCCGGGGGUUAGACGAAUGAAAUCCAUAGCCAGGAGUCAUGCGUAUUGGCCGCUAAUGGAUCAACAUAUAACAGAAUUGGUUGGGAAAUGUAUGCAGUGUCAGCAAGCGGCAAAAAUGAACGCCAAAGUUCCACCAGUUUCAUGGCCACAACCUGAUCAUCCUUGGUCCAGAAUACACGUCGACUUUGCAGGCCCGAUUAACGGAACCAUGUAUCUAGUUGUAGUCGACGCCCUUUCGAAAUGGCCUGAAAUCAACCCUAUCAUACCGCCAACGACAACUAAAACAAUAGAGAUCCUCACAGAAAUUUUCUCCCGAAAUGGUAUACCAGACGCUAUUGCAUCUGACAACGGUUCACAGUUCACCGCCAGCCAAUUCCAGUCAUUAUGUCAACGACUAGCCAUAAAGUACUUACGCUCGCCACCAUACCACUCGCAGUCGAAUAGGCAAGCAGAAAGGUUUGUGGAUACGUUUAAAAGAGCCUUGGCUAAGUCAAAAGGGGAGGGGACGCCAGCAGACGCGUUGCAAAAUUUCUUAUACGUGUAUCGAACAACGCCAAAUGAGACGUUGCCUGAGCGAAAGUCCCCAGCAGAGAUCCUAAUGGGAAGAAGACUGAAGACGAUCCACAGCCUGAUGCAUCCAAGUAAUGCAACUACACCAGUACGGACAAAGUUUGAAAAGCAAUCCACGUACUAAGUGGGAUGUCCGGUGUUUGCCCGUGAUUACAGACCGACCCAUAGUCCAUGGACAGAAGCGCGAGUGGUCAGAAGAGUUGGCCGAGUCAUGUACGAAGUUGAGGUAGGCAGUGACAGGUGGCAACGCCAUCGGAAUCAGUUACGCAAACGGUUAGCCCCAGACCGCCCAUCAACAGAAUCAAAUAUCCCUCUUGACAUCCUGCUAGACACAUUCAACUUACCGGCAACUCCACCAAAAGAAAAACCUCAACAACAGGCUGAAACACGUCCCAGACGGUGGCCUAUCCGAGAACGGCGAGCAACAGUCAGGAUGCAGGUUGACCCCAGGAAAGCCCACUAUUAAAAAGGGGAGGAGUGUUGGGGACGAUAGAUCCCCAGACUCAUAUAUUUAAAUUUUAUCUUAUCGAUCAUCUUAUCGAUUAAAUGCUAGAGAUUUUUAUUGGGGUCAAUUGAUGAACUAUCGAGUAAAUGCGCAAAUAGGUCAAUUGAUGAACUAUCGAUUAAAUGCGCAAAUAGGUCAAUUAAUGAACUCGUUGAUUAAUGUUUAAAAAUUUUCUAUGACAAUAUCGAUUGUAAAUAAUUGUAUAAAUACGCUUGAUUUGUGUGUUUGAUUUGACUUGUUAUCUGCUGUUUGUCUGUAGAAUACACUUUCUACAUCUUACCCAGACUUCUUGAUCGAGUUAGCAGAGUUGGGGACAACGAACCAGAAUAGCUAUCGAGUCGCUGAAUCAUUGAUCCUUCGUUCGUUCGAGUAAGACGCAUCAGUAAUCGCAUUCAAGCAAUAAAGAAACAUAACACUUACUACAUUUCAAGACACAUACACACUGCCCUUAACUCUGUCUAUUCAUGCAAUUUGUGUCAUGUUGUGCAAAAUAUUAUGAUGUUGGUUAAGUUUGGAAAAUUUUUUAAACUUCACAAACAAGAGUAUGUCAAACAUUGGAGAUUGAUGUUAUAAUUCAUUGUGAAUUUCGUACAAAGCAAUUAGUACCUUUGAUAAAUUUGAAUGAUAACGAAGAUUAUCAGAACUAUGUGAUAUAUUAGCACAAUACAUUUCGAACAAUCGGAUCACGAAAAUUCAAAUCCCCUUUGUGUAUUCAAAAACACUUUGUUCUCACCUUAAACCUACACUGGUAAUAUUGGAUUAUAUUCCAGAGUGACUAGGUUUCAAACUGUGUUCACACUAUUAUUUAUACUCCUUUUAUAAUCCUUGUCUUCUCUUACACCAUUUCCAGUGUAGUUGACCUUUUAUUUUUGAGUUAAGUCUGUUUAACAUUCUCUAUUCUUCUUGUCUUCUCCUCGACUCUUUUGUAUAUUGUUUUAUACUACUUAUUUAUUUUCAGUAAAAAGUUACAUUUCUGUCAAAUUUUAAGUUUACGUUGUUACUAUAGUUUGUUGUGUAAUAAAUUUACAUAACAUU